This is a messenger RNA of Nelumbo nucifera (sacred lotus), 994 nucleotides long. RefSeq names its product NDH dependent flow 6 (gene PNSB4). Gene Ontology annotation, cellular component: chloroplast thylakoid membrane; NAD(P)H dehydrogenase complex (plastoquinone). The record is from RefSeq and is a predicted model, not a curated record. Gene Ontology annotation, biological process: photosynthetic electron transport in photosystem I. Lineage: Eukaryota; Viridiplantae; Streptophyta; Magnoliopsida; Proteales; Nelumbonaceae.
GCCAUACAAAAAUACACGAAGGAUCAAACCAUCCAAUUCCCUUUCUCAGAGCACAAGUGUAUAACUACAUUUUCCCCUGACUUGCAGAAAAAUGGCUGAGGCUUUCAUGGGCUUCAGCAUGCCAAAACCACAAAUUCACAGCCCUUCCUACCAAACAGCAAAAUUCGAUGCCUACCCACAUCCGAAUUCGCUUAAGCAGUGUUCAAGUUCUAGAUUCACUAACGGCUGGUUUCAGAGUGAAGGUAGCAGGAGAAAAAGAGGCCAUUUAUGCAAGGCAAAUGCUUUCCCGGAUUGGCCUCUAAUGGCUGUUAUGGUUGAGCACAUGGAAGGUCAAAGAGACAUGAUUACUCACAAGUCAAUUUGGCAUCUCAGUGAUGAAACUAUAAAGACCAUUUAUACAAUUUACAUCAUGUUCACUUGUUGGGGAUGUUGUUUCUUUGGAUCCACUAAAGAUCCAUAUUAUGAUGGAGAACAAUAUAGGAAAGAUGGAGGAGAUGGUACAGGGCACUGGGUCUAUGAGAAGCAAGAGGAUAUAGAAGAGUCUGCUAGAGCAGAGUUGUGGCGUGAGGAACUUAUCGAGGAGAUCGAGCAAAAGGUUGGAGGACUAAGAGAGUUGGAAGAAGCAGGAAGGAAGGAGGAGCUUGUUAAAUGAACAAGGGUUAUAUGGGUGGUUAAGAGUUAAGACAUAAGAGAUCACUCUCCAAUUCCCCAACUCCAUCCAUUUAUAAGGAGCGUACCUUGCAUAACUUAACAUGCUGUAUAUAUGCUCCGAAUUAUGUACGUUUCUUAUAAUGACAUAUGUGCAAAGGCAAUCUCUACUCUAGAGUGUAGAGAUGUAAGGUAUUUGCAACAAACACGGAGCAGUAAUUGUGGGCCUCUAUUGUUCAUGUAAGUGUAUUGGGGCCAUAGUUAAGAGCUGGCCUAACACCCAUUGUGGACCUUCUUCCAUGGCUAACAGAGUAACAGUUUGCUGAGUGGAUCCAUUACUACUAAA